Molecule: messenger RNA, 363 nt
Organism: Echinococcus granulosus
Lineage: Eukaryota; Metazoa; Platyhelminthes; Cestoda; Cyclophyllidea; Taeniidae
Exons: 2
Coding region: 1-363 (120 amino acids)
Source: RefSeq, a predicted model, not a curated record
AUGAAGAGGAGUCACCUCAACCCUCUACAUCUGGGCAAGUGGAAGAAGAACCAGUGGAACAGACCGUACGAAAAAGAGCUAAAGUGGGAGAACUUACAACCAUCUACCUCCGAAUAUGUUCAUCCCUCAAAAAUACCAAAACAUCUACCAACAGCUGUGAAAGCUCGUUUACGCAGGUUGGAAUACGAGGUUUUCGCCUCCUCCGCCUCCGGGGGGGCUGGGGUGUGUGCAUCACCGUGGUGCGUACGUAUGCUCUACGCUGAUUGGUUCCGACGCCCGGCCGUCGCGCAGGCAAAUCCGGAUUUGCGAACCAAUCAGCGCAGAGCACACGCACGCACCACGGUGACGCACGCAACACGGUGA